AUGUCUCCCUCAGACAUUGAAUGGUCUGGAGAAUUCAGAUGUGGCGAUGGAGUUUGUGGUGUAAACAAUAUCACCUCAUUGGAAGGUGCCAGUGCCGGUGCCCGAGGACGGUGCAUCGAAGCUGCAACUUCCCAAAAUGAGUGCUUUGACUUCUUUGGCUUUUUGGCCAGCGGUUCUGACGCAGACCUGGAUUUUGAACUUCAUUUUGAUCCUUUAUCGGCUGGAUCCAAUGCUGGAACUGACCUCGUGGAAUUGGUGGCUUGCCUGUUGGAUCUGAUGUUGGGGUUGAUCUCACAGAACUCAGCACCCUGUCCGCUGGAUCCAAUGCCAGAACCAAUUUCGAGGAAACCACGGACCCAGCUCUUGAGUGUCGCCCAGCAGCCGCUGAAGCUGACCCUGCCUUCGACACCAAUUGCAGCAGCAAAGCGCUAUGGAAACAUUUACACUGUAUGGGGAGGACCUGAGCCUAUAGUAGUAUUGUCUGGAUUUGAAACAGUGGAAGACGCGUUGGUAAAGAAUUCAGAAAACUUCGCUGGACGACCAGUGACCCCUUUCUUUAAAGUUGUAACCAAAGAAAAGGGUAUCGUAUUCUCAAAUGGUCACACCUGGAAGCAGCAGAGGAAGUUUGGGCUAGUUACCCUGCGGAAGCUGGGGCUCGGGAAGAAAGGUGUGGAGAACCAAGUACAAGAGGAGGCCCAACAGCUUGUUGAGACUUUUGCACGUGCAAAGGGGCAGCCAAUCGACCCUUCAAUACACCUCGUUAAUGCAGUUUCCAAUGUAGUAUGCGCUCUGGUUUUUGGACACCGGUAUUCUGUUGAGGAUGAGGAAUUUCUCCAGCUGAUGGAUGCCGCUGAUUAUAGCCUAAAAUUUGGAAGUUCUUUCUUUCAUGUUCUGUAUGAAAUGUUCCCAGGGAUCAUGAAACAUAUCUCAUGGCCAUACAAGAAGGCAUUUGAUGCUGUAGAUGUUGUGCUUUCACAUGCAAGGAAAGAGAUAGAAAAGCACAGAAGGCAACUGGCAGAGCAUGAUCCAAGAGAUUACAUCGAUUACUAUAUACUUCAGAUGGAGAAAAGCAAGAAUGACCCCACCUCAACAUAUAAUGAGGAGAACCUGGUUCAGAGUAUUUCUGACCUCAUUGUUGCCGGAACGGACACUACCAGCAGCACUUUGCAGUGGACAAUGCUUCUCAUGUUGAUUCAUCAAGAUGUCCAAGCAAAAGUCCAGAAGGAGAUAGAAGAAGCUUUUGGUUCCACACAAUCAAUCGACUAUCAGUAUCGGAGGAAAGUGCCCUACACAUUUGCUACGAUUCAUGAGGCCAUGCGUUUCAAGUGUGUUUUAUUAGCUGGGAUUCCUAGACUAUGUCUGAAGGAUAUAAACAUUCUGGGUUCUCAUAUCCCUAAGGGCUGCACUGUUGUUCCAAAUGUAUACUCAGUUCUUUUUGAUCCCAAGCAAUGGGAGACUCCUGAAAAGUUCAACCCAAAUCAUUUUUUGGACAAGAAUGGACAAUUUGUGGAUAGAGAAGAACUUUUGCUCUUUGGUGCAGGAGCCCGUAUAUGUGUAGGGAAAGAGAUGGCAAAGAUGGAGGUCUUCAUCUUCUUCACCAAUCUGUUGAGAGCAUUCAACUUCAGGCUUCCAGAAGGAGUGAAAGAAGUCAGCACAAAGCCUAUAAAAGGAUUGACAAUGACUCCACAACAUUAUGAAGUCUGUGCUAUUCCCCGCAACAGCAAUUCAUGA
Molecule: messenger RNA, 1731 nt
Organism: Eublepharis macularius
Lineage: Eukaryota; Metazoa; Chordata; Lepidosauria; Squamata; Eublepharidae
Product: cytochrome P450 2J2-like
Exons: 9
Coding region: 1-1731 (576 amino acids)
Biological process (GO): xenobiotic metabolic process; arachidonate metabolic process
Cellular component (GO): intracellular membrane-bounded organelle; cytoplasm
Molecular function (GO): oxidoreductase activity, acting on paired donors, with incorporation or reduction of molecular oxygen, reduced flavin or flavoprotein as one donor, and incorporation of one atom of oxygen; iron ion binding; heme binding
Source: RefSeq, a predicted model, not a curated record